AUGUUCAUCCUCACGACGAUUGAAGAUCUGAUUCAGAUCACGCCGCAAGAAUUCGGAAAGCCCAGCGUGCAAGCAAUCAAAGACGCCAUCAACACAAAAUAUGCAAACAAAGUCAUCCAAAACGUCGGCUUGUGCAUGUGCCUGUGGGACAUUGUGCAGACAUCCGAAGGUCUAAUCGGUCACGGGACAGGUCUGGUCAAUGUGAACGUCGAAUUCCGUAUGACUGUUUUUCGACCUUUCCGGGGUGAGAUUCUCUACGGCCGCAUCAAGUCGGCAAGUGAGGAGGGCAUAAUCCUUGAUCUGGAUUUCACGUCUGAAGUCUUCGUUCCCUACACCAACUUGUUCGAGAACAGCGAUUUCGAUCAGACGGAGCGCACUUGGAUCUGGAAGCACGAAGGAGGCUCGGAGCUCUUUUUCGACAGGGGCGAAACGGUGCUGUUCAAAGUGGACAGGGAGGAAUGGUACGAUCAGAAGCCGACGAUCGAACAGAAGGACGAAGAUGGGAAUGUGGUUGAGACCAGAGGGACGGCAUGGAGACUGAUCGGACUUAUGAACUUCUCUGGCCUAGGGCCCACGUUGUGGUGGGAGCCAGGAGAGGAAGACGGCGAAGAGGAAGAGGACGUGGAAAUGGAGGACGCUGAAGAGUGA
This is a messenger RNA of Periconia digitata, 648 nucleotides long. The record is from the annotation of a GenBank genome assembly. Lineage: Eukaryota; Fungi; Ascomycota; Dothideomycetes; Pleosporales; Periconiaceae.